This is a messenger RNA of Salarias fasciatus (jewelled blenny), 2140 nucleotides long. It is a transcript of the gene chn1, whose product is annotated as chimerin 1. The transcript is spliced from 7 exons. Gene Ontology annotation, molecular function: GTPase activator activity. Gene Ontology annotation, biological process: regulation of GTPase activity; signal transduction. Lineage: Eukaryota; Metazoa; Chordata; Actinopteri; Blenniiformes; Blenniidae. The record is from RefSeq and is a predicted model, not a curated record. The coding region runs from base 451 to 1455 and encodes 334 amino acids.
UCCCUCUGCCCUGACAGCAUCCCUACACAACAGUGUGCUGUCUCUGUUCCAGGGAGAAUAUCAGCUCUGCACAGGGAGGAGAGGAUUAGCGCAGCCACUCAGCUCAUCUGCAUACACGUUCCCAGAGAACCACAUGAGCACCCAAGGCUGCACCUCUUUUGUAUAAAAGCUGGCACUCCCACCACGGAGGCUCCACUUGAUCUACUCUCACUGCUGUGAGAACAUUCAAAGAGUCCACUGUUUUGUUUUGUUUUUGGACUCUUCCAUAGAUUUUUGUUUUUUUAAUUCUUUUUAAAUUGCCUGCUUUGCCUCUAUUUAAUUAGAAAAAUGCAAGUAAUAUUAAUUGAUAUAUACUUGCUCUGAACAUCAAGGAGUUUAUCCUACAUUUUUUGGGACUUUGCCCCCUCUUGGGUUUGUUUCUUCGUCUUGUUUGAAGACUGCAGCUCCAGAAUGCCAUCUAGAGAGUCCUGCGAGGUUAACAAGGAAGAGAAGCCUCUGGUGCAGAAGGCCAAGAGAGAGGCCAAUCAGGAGGAUAUUCUGGCGGCGGCUCUGGGGAUGAGGAUGGGGCCACAAAAACCUUCAGCCACUUUUUGGCAGCCGCUGAAACUAUUUGCUUAUUCACAGCUCACCUCACUGGUCCGCAGAGCUACACUCAGGGAGAGCGACAGGACGCCCAGAUCUGAGAAAGUCCACAACUUCAAGGUCCAUACCUUUCGGGGACCUCACUGGUGUGAACACUGUGCCAGCUUCAUGUGGGGGCUGAUGGCUCAGGGGGUCAAAUGUGCAGACUGUGGUAUGAAUGUCCACAAACAGUGUUCGGCUCUGGUGCCGAACAACUGCAAGCCAGACCUGAGACACAUCCGUAAAGUUUACAGCUGCGACCUGACGACCCUCGUUAAAGCGUGCAACACAGCCCGGCCCAUGGUGGUGGACAUGUGCAUACGGGAGAUUGAGUCCAGAGGACUGAAAUCGGAGGGCCUCUACAGAAUAUCGGGAUUUAGCGAGUCGGUGGAGGAAGUCAAGAUGGGAUUCGACAAAGAUGGCGAGAAGACAGACAUCUCAGUGAACGCCUAUGAAGACAUCAAUAUCAUCACCGGUGCACUGAAACUGUACCUCAGGGAUUUGCCCGUUCCUGUAAUCUCCUAUGACGCUUACCCCAGAUUCAUCGAGGCUGCAAAGCUCACAGACGCAGAGAAGAAGCUGGAGGCUUUCCGUGAGGCUCUGGGGUUGUUACCGCCGUCACAUAGCGAAACCCUCAAGUACCUCAUGGCCCACUUAAAAAGGGUGACACAGAAUGAGAAAUUCAACCUGAUGAAUGCAGAAAACCUCGCCAUCGUUUUCGGGCCCACCCUCAUGCGCGCACCCAACCUGGACGCCAUCACGGCGCUGAAUGACAUCCGCCACCAGAGGCAGGUGGUGGAGGUGCUCAUUAAAAACGAAGAGGCGCUCUUCUGAGCACAGACCAGGACUUUCAGAACAACUCUCUAAUCAUUCUUUCGUGUACAAACUUGAAUGACUGUUUGUAUUACACUGAUUGAUACAGGUUUUUUCUUUUUUUAAAUGCCUUGUGUAUGGACUAGUGCUGACCUAACAUCUGUUCCCCCCUGUACCGGGCGUGGAUGAUGAACCUUACACUUGUACGUACUUACGUGUCUCCCCAUUUUUGUCGGGGGAUUUUUUUUUUAGGAGCUGACAGACCAGCCUGCAUGGUGCACGGCCUUUGUUGCUUUGUAGUCGUAACCCAGCAUGUGUUCGGAUUGUGUAGCGCUGUGAUUUCACUUUUGUUUCUUCUGUAGUGGUCUUUUUUUUUAUUAUUAUUAUUAUUAUUUUCUUUCUACAAUUCCCAGACUGCCCCCUGUGCAGUUAUUUCUGUGAAACUUUGUAUAGCUGGAUGUAAAAAUAAGCUACUAAUUUUUUCUGGGGUAAUUUUUAUGAUGCUGUAUUUUUUUAUCUCCUCAAAUCUUUGUAGGUCACCUGCAGUUUUUAGUUAAAUGAGCCUUCCCUCUCAAUGUGUCCACACUGGUACGACUGCUUGAACUUAACAUUUUUAUUGUGUUAUAAACAGGGUUUGUCUGUGAGUUUAAUUUUCUAUUGUAAUUUUUUUUUGUACACAAAUUGUGCAUGAUCAUUUUAAUUUAUU